CAUCAAACCCCCAAUUUCCCAAACCUCAGAUCCUGCGAUUACAUCAGUCCAUCCCCCAAAAAUCACCCCGUUCGAGAUUUCUAGGGUUUCUGUUUUGAAACUGACCCUUUUUCUCUCGCUCUCUCCACGACUGACGAUUCAUCAGUCUUCUGUUUACUUCCCAUCUUUCAGUACCCUUUGGCUCUACAUCUCCGCAAUCUAUGUAAAGGAGGGAAGUUAUUUUAGGGUGUUAUAAAACUCAAUUGGGUUGGUUGUUUAUCUGUGGGAUUUUCGUCAUUGUGGGUUUGGGUUUGAAUAACAAAAUCGCAGUCUUCCACAGUGUGAUUGAUGAGGAAGAAGAGAAAAGGAAGUGAAAUUUUGCGUGUAAGUAAGAAAGAUUUUUUCCAAUCAACCCAAGACUCCGAAUCAUCUAUAUCGAAUUUGAAGUCUCAUUAUUCAUUGGAAGACUACUCAAGGUUGAACAAAAGGUGUAAAGAGGAUGUGCUGGGCACUGAGACUGUUGUCGGGUCAUGUAAAACUAGGCUUGCCGGGAUUGCUGCAACGGCCCCCCCAUGUGGUACUUCGUCGUUGGUCUCAUCUGGAAGAGGGCAUAAGAGGAAGAUAGGGUGUAUUGAUGCCACAACUCAAAUUGGUAGGAAAACCAAGAUUGAGGAUGAUUAUGUUGAGGGUGAAAAAAUUGGGAAAGGUAAAUUUGGUUCGGUCUGGUUAUGUCGGAAUAGGCUUACUGAUGUGGAAUUUGCAUGUAAAACCUUGAAAAAAGGGGAGGAGACUGUCCAUCGGGAAGUGGAAAUCAUGCAGCAUUUAUCUGGGCACCCGGGUGUUGUGACAUUGGAAGCGGUGUAUGAGGAUGAGGAAUCUUUUCACUUGGUGAUGGAGUUGUGUUCAGGAGGAAGGUUGAUUGAUCAGAUGGCCAAGGAGGGGCAGUAUUCAGAGCACCGGGCUGCUAAUAUAUUUAAGGAAUUGAUGCUGGUGAUCAAGUAUUGUCAGGAGAUGGGGGUUGUACAUAGGGAUAUAAAGCCUGAGAAUAUUCUACUUACUACUUCUGGGAAGAUAAAACUUGCAGAUUUUGGCUUGGCCAUGAGGAUUGCGAAUGGUCAGAGGUUGACUGGCUUGGCUGGAAGUCCAGCUUAUGUUGCCCCAGAAGUUUUGUUGGGGAAUUACUCGGAGAAAGUGGAUGUCUGGAGUGCUGGUGUCCUUUUACAUGCUCUCUUAAGUGGUGUUCUUCCAUUUCAAGGUGACUCAUUAAAAGCAGUUUUUGAGGCAAUCAAGAAUGUGAAGCUUGAUUUCCACACGGGGAUAUGGGAAUCUGUUUCUAAACCUGCACGGGAUCUGCUCGAGAGAAUCCUCACAAGGGAUGCUGUGGCGAGGAUGACAGCAGAUGAAGUACUAAGUCAUCCAUGGAUUUUGUUCUACACUGAGCGCACAUUGAGGACACUAUCUUUCAAAUCAAAAUUGAAGAGUCAAUCUGGAUCACUUUCUCAGCCACCAGCCGCUAGGCCCACUACAUCCAGACUAGACUCUGAUGAAAAUAAGGUCAGCAGUUAUCCUCCCAAUGAGGAUACAAGUCCGCUGUCAUUUUCGGGAACUUGGCAUCACGAGUCAGAAGAGCAGGAUGAUUCUGGUUUGGUUGAUGCACUCUCGGUGGCAAUUUCACAUGUGAGAAUUUCUGAACCCAAGAGGAGCAGGUUGUGUGGUCCAAGCAGUCCAAUAAGGGAGCAGUGCUCGUCUAACAUGUCUAACAAUCUUUGCCAAGCAUGUUGAUUCCACUAAAUAUGCAGCUGACCAAGUGACACCACCAUUUUCAUGCAUCACAAUCUCCACUUUUUAUUGAUUGCGGAUCGACUGCAUUUUUAAACUGUUGGAGGAUCAUCCGCUACACAAAGGCAAAUAAAGCAAUUAUGUUAUUU
Messenger RNA from Ilex paraguariensis (yerba mate), 1907 nucleotides. NCBI's taxonomy places the organism in Eukaryota, Viridiplantae, Streptophyta, Magnoliopsida, Aquifoliales, Aquifoliaceae. The record is from the annotation of a GenBank genome assembly.